Messenger RNA from Saccharomycopsis crataegensis, 1554 nucleotides. Its product is annotated as stress-regulated transcription factor RPN4. Bases 1 to 1554 code for a protein of 517 amino acids. The record is from RefSeq and is a predicted model, not a curated record. The transcript has a single exon. NCBI's taxonomy places the organism in Eukaryota, Fungi, Ascomycota, Saccharomycetes, Ascoideales, Saccharomycopsidaceae.
AUGACUUCUUAUGCCGUUUUCCCAUCUUUAAACCGCCCAAUGUCCGAUAUUUUGGAAGAUGAGUUAUAUCAUGUCAAUUCAAAUCUACCACAACAAUCAGGCUCCCCAAAAUUCUCAAAUAAGAUGUUUGAUUCAUCCGAAUUUUUGAAUAUACAACAAACAUCGGAUACGGACAACAACUACAAUUUCUCAAAAAUUUAUACCACAUCAAACAAUAGCCAGAACUCUGUGUGCUCCAAAUCUAGCACUACUGCUAACACAUCCUCAAAUAAUAAUAACAAUAAUAAUGCCGUGCCCGCCUACCAGUACCAGCUUCACAACCACGAUUCCAUUCAACCGUUCAAUGAAUAUGCUAACCCAGAUGUAGAAUUGAAUGGGUUUUCCAAGCCACAGCCUUCGCAGUUUGGCCAAAAUUUCCAACAAUUCAAUCCAUUCGCUUCUGGAAAACUUGAGGAUGAAAUGUUGUUUAAUGUCAACAUUUAUGAUAAUGAUCUAGGAAUUUCCAACAGCGAAAUCAUUGCUCUUGCAGAAAAACACACAUUCGAUUCCAUUCCUUCCCUUCAUUUUUACAAUACUAUGGAAAUUCCUUAUGAAGAUUUGGAGGAUUAUGGAAGUGACGACGAAGAUGAAGAUGAAGAUGAAGAUCGCUUGAUUGAUGUCAAUGACGAUCCCUUUUUUUACGCCCAUGAUCAAGAAAAUGAUGAGCCAGGUAGCGUAUACGAAGCGCCAUCGACUCCAAAUACCUCUGUUUUGCCAAGCCCACAAUCAUCCAAUGGGUAUAGCAACUAUUUAGCAAGCAACAAACAGUUCCUAAAUGAGAGUGCUAUCUUUGAGGAUGAUGAUAAUGAAAAUAGAACGUUGAAAUCUAUGGACGUUGACAGCUCCGAUGUGUCUGACUAUGAGGAUAGUUUCUACGAGCCUAAGUUUGAUACUGCUGCUUUGAUUGAUAAUUCAUCUAGAGCCCAUUCUUUCAUCAAUAACAACGAUCAAGAAGUUAAGAAGUUUAGAAAAAAUACUUUGAAACCAAUUUCAUUGAAUACUCUUAACAACACUUCUGGGAAAUUGAAAACUGUCUCCACCAAGAAUAAUCCAAUACAAAAAAUCAAACACAGACAUUCACAGUCGAUCUCAAAUAUGGAAGUGGGUGAUAUUAACAAGGCAUUGAACGCUUCUUCAAAUAGCACUUUGGUUAUCUCUCCAAAUUGUGCCGAUCUGGAUGAAAAUAAUCAAUGUAUGUUGAUCAAUCCAUCUACUAACUCUCCUUGCCUAAAGAAGUUCUCGAGACCAUACGAUUUGAUCAGACACCAAGAAACCAUCCAUGCAUCCAAAAAAAAGAUUUUCAGGUGCAUGAUUUGUGAAAAUAACUACAAGAAAUCUCUAGAUGAUGCACAGGCUAAUGGUGAAACUGAUAAACCUCUACACUCUCCUAAGACCUUCAGUAGAGGCGAUGCUCUUUCCAGACACAUUAGGGUAAAACACUCUUUAACUGGUGAAGCUGUGACUGAGGCUUUAAAGUAUGCCAAGGAUAAUGUGGAAUACAUCAAUAUUUGUUGA